CAACGCCGACAACCUCCGACGCCGCCUCCUUCUCUUCCCCGGCGAUGGGAGACCUCCGCCUACGACUGAACCAGACACAGAGGGUCCGCCUCGAGGCCGCACUCCACGAGAUCCAGACCCUCGCCCCCGCCGCCGCAGCCGCAGCCGCCGUCACCUUUGCGGACAACAUCCCCGUCAACCCCGAGGACAGCAUCCUCAAAGGGCAUGGCACGUCUGAUCAGGAUGGGGAGGUCGUCGCGACGGUGUGCGGCGUGGUGGAGCGGGUCCAAAAUCUCGUCUGCGUGAGGGCGCUCCGGGCAAGUGAAUGGAUUAUUGUAGUGCACGCUCUCAUUUUUCUCUUGGACCUUUUGAGGUAUAAGCCACAGAAAGGGGAUAUCAUUAUUGGCCGAGUCAGUGAGAGACGGAGAACUGAUGUUGAUGAGCUUAAUAUGCGGAGUAUACUUGAAGAAAAUGACCUUGUUUGUGCUGAAGUUCGUCAUAUCCAACAUGAUGGAUCUCUUGACCUACAGCCAAGGAGUCAAAAAUAUGGAAAGCUUCAGAGGGGUCAAUUGCUCACAGUACCUGCCUAUUUGGUAAAACGGCGAAAGCAGCAUUUCCAUCAUCUUGAGCAAUAUGAUGCCGAUUUGAUUCUUGGUUGCAAUGGAUUCAUCUGGGUCGGCGAGCAUGUCGUGGUGGAUGAAGAGACUAACUCGAAUGAAGAACAACAUAAGUUGAGCAUGGAAGUGGAGGCUUUUACCCCACUAGCAACUAGAAGGCACAUUUGCCGGCUUGCCAAUGUGGUGCGCAUGCUUUCAGCCCUUGGAUUCACUCUGACCGUUGAACUGAUAAUCCAGACCGUUGAAGCAAGUCUAGCAUCAAACAUCGAGAUAAACAACAUGCUCGGAGCUCAAUUUUAUGUCCAGACAGCGGAGAGAGAGGCCAAGCGUCGAGCGGAUCUCUCGAGAAGGAUGAAUGGGCCAUGGUAAAAUGCAGCUUGGCCUUGCCUGCCUGGCUGAUUUGUAGAGUAACAGUACCUGACCUAUAC
This is a messenger RNA of Hordeum vulgare subsp. vulgare (domesticated barley), 1024 nucleotides long. RefSeq names its product exosome complex component RRP4 homolog. Gene Ontology annotation, cellular component: cytoplasmic exosome (RNase complex); nuclear exosome (RNase complex). Gene Ontology annotation, biological process: CUT catabolic process; TRAMP-dependent tRNA surveillance pathway; poly(A)-dependent snoRNA 3'-end processing. The transcript is spliced from 7 exons. Lineage: Eukaryota; Viridiplantae; Streptophyta; Magnoliopsida; Poales; Poaceae. The coding region runs from base 45 to 965 and encodes 306 amino acids. The record is from RefSeq and is a predicted model, not a curated record. Gene Ontology annotation, molecular function: RNA binding.